UAAAUAAAUAUUUUAUAAUUUCAGCAAUGUCUCUUAAGUGGAUGAUACUGUUUUUCUUUGGAUUGAUCUGUUUGGUAAAUGGAGCUUCUGAGCGUGCCUUUAGUAGAUACGAAGAAGUCAAGUUUGAAGAUGGUCAAUGCGUAACCAAAGAGUUUGGUAAAAUUGAACCAGGAGGGUAUGCUAACAAUGACAGUGAGUGCAAACAAGCCUUCUGUUAUCCCCCUGACGAAGAUGAUGGUCUAAUUGCUUCAAUUCAUAUAAAUGAUUGUGCUGCAGAGAUUACUUGUGGUUUUACAAAAAAAGGCCCUGGUCACUUUCCUGACUGCUGUCCAUAUAAUGAUCCUGAUAACUGUAGAGAAUUGAGUGAAGUACCUCUUAAGUGAUAUGGUUCCUAUAGAGACUUGAAAAAUAAAUAACAUUUUUUGGAAA
Parasteatoda tepidariorum (common house spider) is the source of this 429-nucleotide messenger RNA. RefSeq lists its product as uncharacterized. The record is from RefSeq and is a predicted model, not a curated record. NCBI's taxonomy places the organism in Eukaryota, Metazoa, Arthropoda, Arachnida, Araneae, Theridiidae.